Molecule: messenger RNA, 993 nt
Organism: Colletotrichum aenigma
Lineage: Eukaryota; Fungi; Ascomycota; Sordariomycetes; Glomerellales; Glomerellaceae
Exons: 2
Coding region: 1-993 (330 amino acids)
Source: RefSeq, a predicted model, not a curated record
AUGUCAGACGCAAGCACUACUCAUCGUAUUUCUAUCGAUAUUGGAUUGGGUGACGGCGACCACCGCGACGCCUUCACGAGAGCACUAUGGAACGUCCUAGCGACCAAUAUCGCGGAAAUCACCUUCGCACAAAUUAUCGACGGACUGCCUCUCUCGGAAGUUGCGCAAGACAGCGGCAAUGGAUCAUUGCCAAACGGACAUCCCAUUCACGACCUGCACCAACAGCUUUGUCCGGGUGUGAUAGAAAAGACACAUGAGUUUCGGGACAAGUUCGACCCAGGAACAAUACAGAUAGAUUCAAAGCUUAUCAACGACUACCGCGGGGCGUCGGUGGGAUCGCGAGCCUUCAAGGUGCGCCUGGUUGAGCUGGUUGCCGUCGCAGUCCAUCAAAUCGCUGUUCAAAUCUUCAAUUUGGACACCAGCCUACACAAAGAGGACGGUAUAGCAUCAUGGAAACCACCUAAAGAUGACUUGUUCUGGGAAUUCUACCCAGAGGGUGCGUGGCCUACACUCUUCAGACACGAAUGGUAUCAUGAUCAUGACCAGUAUCCUGAUGGGAUUGCGGAUGUGGUCGGAUACUGGGCUGAGUCCCGCAUCUUCGGCGGCGUAGUUUUAUUCGACCGACGCUCACCUGAGUCAGCCUCAGAUGUGCAAGAUGACUCCGUAUGGUUCCAUCCUGAUCGGGAAGAUGUAACGUAUCGGAUAUUCCAGCUGAAUGAAGACCAAAAGCUCAGUCUGCUGGAAUUCUUGACAUCUGAGAACCCCAACUUGAGCCUUCUGCCUAUACUGGCUGACGAGCAUAACACUCGUCGAGAAGACCCAGAGGAGCCGAUUGAGAAUACUGGCAUUUAUCGCGAUAUAUGGGAGAGAAAGCCGCUGAGUCCAGAGGCUUAUGAUCAAAGAUCGAGGGAUGUAUGGGACAGUAUUGAUUAUCCAUUAAUGUCAGACUUCGAACGGGCUCUGCAUAGAGCGGGAGAGAGGAGAAGACUGUGA